ACAGACAGGAAGAAAUGGGGGCACGAAACAUAAAAGGACAUUUAGCCUUAAAAAAGUGGUUUUUCAUCGUUAUAGUCCUCGUUCUUACUACUACCCUUGGAAAUGCAAGUCGCUUGGUACCUAAUAAGCCUAAUGCGAGUAUAAAAUUUCGGGAUAUCGAGAGAUCAAGAGCUCAAAAUGAUGAAUUUUUUAGUUCAUCAUUGUGCAACAGCACCAACGAGACGUGUUCACUGAACAUAAAACAAUCAGACAUUGAUGAUUUCCUGGCACUUAUACUCGACAAAGAAGCUCUUGCAGUCUUCAUGUAUGUCACUCUUACCAACGAUACCGAAGAUGUAGAUGAUGGAAAAGGAGAAGGGAAUGGAAAAGUCUUUCCAUUGUCGCUACAGAAGAAAGAAAAGUGGGCAUGGUUACGAAACAGAAAGGCGAAGUUUCUUGCAACUUUGCCAUACGACUUCGAUAUUCUUUCCCUUACUACGCUAACUAAAGAUGUCUAUGAUCUAACGUUGAAAGUAAACUCCACGCCUUCGGAUUGCUACUUGAAGCUAAGCUCAAACUGUUUACAAGAUGAGAUCGCGAAGAUGAUUUUGAACAAUAUUAUGGCUGACAUUAAAAUGGGCACUGUUUGUCAGAAAGUUGGCGGGCUGUCUAGUGUAGUUGAAGAUCAUGGGUAUAAUUGCUGUCAUCAAAUCAGAAAUGGCAGUGUCAUUUGUAAUGCUCCAAUCAAAGAUAAUAAGUGGGUGAAAUAUGCACUUACAUUCUUGUGGGCCAUUUCAUUUUCAUUUGGUCUGCUUUCACCUUUGCUUUUGAAUUACCUGCCGAAGGAGUUCAAGAAAGGGGGUAGACUUAAAAGAUCAAGUUGUCGGGGUAUGAAGAAGUCUGAUUCUUGCUCGUCCUAUGAGGGGUUUGAAGCAGCAGUGCUGAACAAUGGUCGUCAAGUCAUGAUUUCUAAAGACAGUGGUCUACUUGAUAUAGUAAGGACCAGGACAGAAUCAACAACUUGUUCCAGAAUCAGUCGCUGUUUGUUUGUUAUUCUUUUGAGUCUACUUCCUAUUCUUCAGACAUUAUUAUAUCAAUUCCUAAAGAAGUCAGAAGUUGGGAUUUCAAACCAACUUUUAGGAGUUGGAAGUGCUUUUUUGACUCUCCUAGCUCCGACGGGGAAAUAUGUCGUGAUGGCAGUCUAUUGCUUCUGUAUUUUACUGGUGGCAAUUUCCAUGGCAAUCCCAAAAACUCUUUCAGACCUUGCAAGACGACUGUCAGGAAGGAAAGAUGAGCAAAGCUUUCUUGGUUUCAAGAAACCACCUGAGCUCAUCUGCCACUCAGACAAGCGUGGAUUCCAGCUCAUGUAUGAGAACAUGGUAUUCCAUCUGAAUUGUCUGAUGAUGUACUCAUUUUGGAAGUUUGUGUUUUCAGUCAUGAUUUAUCCUCUUGGAUGGUCAAAGACAGUGGUCAGUGAGAGCAAUCUUGAUGAAGAACCAGAAGACCACCAUGAAGAACUCAUUGAAGAAAAUAAAUCUGGAACAUGUAGUAAAUUACUUCGCACAAUUUUACUAUUGCUCGUUUUUCCAGUUUGGGUAGUUCUAAUCAUUAGUGCCUUCUUUCUUUACUUGUUGCCGGUUACCUAUGUUGCAUUCCGUAUAUGGAAGAUGCUUUUCAAAUUGGAACCUAACUGUACAUGCUGCCAAUCUAUCCCUGUCUCUGUAAGACUAAUUUCACUGCCAGCACUUUAUAUACUGUUUAUAGUGUUUUGUAUCUGCGUGGAAGCAUCUUAUUUCAUGCUGAUUUUAGAAAUUAGCAUCAACAUUGUAUUCCUCGGCAGCGUAAUCGGCUUCACUACCAUGGGGGUGAUAUUCUACAUUGAUGCAUAUAUUUCCUAUGUUGUGGUUAUUGCCCUUGCUUUGUACUACAUUGCAAAGGCAAUUCAGAGAUUCCAUUUCAAACUCAAAAGACUCAAGGGUAUCAUUUUCAAAGAGUGUGAAGCCCAUGAUAAUGAGCUCAGAGCAGAAGCAAGCAUCAGAGAAACAUUCAGUGGUCAAACCGGCAUGUCAGAAAGGACCUCUUCAACAAGCUCCCUUCAAAAAUCAACCAAAUCCGUGGUCAUUCUUGUCUUCUAUGAUGAGCAAAACAUCCCAAACAUAUCUCUGAAGCUUUUCCUUAUGGUUUUAAAUGAGCUACUUCCAUUUAAAAGAGUUUUGCUUGCCAAGAUCCUGAGUUUAUUAGUGAUUUUUAUUUACUUGAUGUUAGUUUUUUUCUUUGUGAUGUCAUUGGUUGAGUUCCAAGCUGCAAAUUCUGUAGUACAGGCACUGGCUCUCUUACUUCUUGGAUUAAUACCUGCAGUAUUCAAGGGUAAUCCAAGUGAAUUUAAAGAGAAAGAGGAAAAAGGGAUGACUUAUCAAGUUCAAGAACAAAUAAAGAAAUACCGCAAGAGGUUUUUAUAGGCAUAAACACUGACAUUUUACUCUUCCAAAGCAAGUUUAGGAUCUCCUGGAUGGCCAUUGUGAAGCGUAAAGAAGGAUUGAUGGGAUUUCUUUGGUGGUCGAGUGGAGCAAAAUUAACAUCCUUUAACAUCCCAUGAUGUUGCUUAAAUGUUUAAUGGUCCAAUACACAGAUUAAAGGUCACCUUGUUGAAGAGACAUUUGUUUUUAUGAGCUAUGACACAAACCUACAAGUCAGAUCUAGAACAGUUUAGACUUCAUGUAUAGACCCUUUGCAUCUGACAUCAAAGCAGCUCAAUUUGGAGGACAAAACAAAGGAAUUUCCAUCUCCUGAGAAUUGGACACCUAUUGUUAUGUUGAGCUGCAUUCCAACAUACUGCAAGGAGUCUAUUGCUGUUUUGAAUAUGUUUAAGCCUUGGCCGGCUGGGCAAUUGGAUCUAACCUGCAACACACAGGCAUUGGUAAAUGGUCAACCAACAACUUCCUGACACCUUACCAUUACAUUAUCAACCACUUUCCAACACUUUACCGUAUGAUACAGGUUGGUCAGGAUAGCCACCUAGCUGCAUAUUAGGAAGAUAAGCAUAAUUAGAUAUACUGAGACUCAGUGCACUUCUGUAGUACACUAAAUGCUACUUAAAAGCAUCACACAACAAAGUCUGCAAGUGCAAAUAAAGCCUUGAAUUUUGGUUUAGGCAUUUCCUAAACUCUUUCAAAAAGAAAAGAAGUAGCUACAAGUCUGUGAAAACUUAUUGAUUUAUGUUUUUAUGCGUAUUGAAAAUACAAAUUAUUAUAUUAAUAUUAUUACAUAUUGUUUUUUUUCACAAGAUAUAACAAUAUCUGCUCUCUGAAUCUGUAUAUAAAAUUAAUGGACCAAUGAUGUCCGGUUAAACAAAAGAUGAACAUCUUUUUCACUAGGUACUGUAUGACAGGAAUCCAAGAUGUGUGACCAGCUAAUAUUAUUUGGCUGCAUUACUCUGUAUUAGUUUGGAUUAUUACCAAUUUAGAUGUACAAAUAAUAUAAAUAUUGUUUUUAUAGAAAGAAAGAAAACAUAUUCCUGCUAGGAUCAUUGUAAAUGUUAGUAAUAGUGUUUUGGUUCACAGUGGCCAAGUACUAGGAUUGACAAGCAUUGACCAGACAUAAAGUAUAAUCAUUAGAGCAGCAUUCAUUAACCAGUGAAACCAAGUGUACUAAUUAAGGUGUAGUAGUCGGAUGAACAAUAGAAAACAGUGCUAGAGUACAAACACUAUAAGUGUGUAACAUAAAUACCACUAAAUACUGCUAAAUUAUGCUAAUCCUAUUGUUUUCUAUUGUUUAAUUAGCACUAUUUACUACUAAAUAGUGCAAAGUGUUGCACACUUUUAGUGUUUGUACUCUACUAGUACUAAAUAGUAAUAGUACUAAACAUGCUAAAGUGUAUGUUUUGGGUUAUUGCAAACUACUCCACUACCAUUAAUGUGCAAUAUGAAAAUUACAGCCAUAUAGUGUGGACUAAAGUUUGUGACAUUAUGACCAUUAGAGUUAACAAAAAAAUUGAUUGCAAAAUAUCAGAUAUUGUAUAAUUAUGAUAUUAAUUAAUAGUAAUAUAAUAAAGUAAAA
Molecule: messenger RNA, 4035 nt
Organism: Actinia tenebrosa (Australian red waratah sea anemone)
Lineage: Eukaryota; Metazoa; Cnidaria; Anthozoa; Actiniaria; Actiniidae
Source: RefSeq, a predicted model, not a curated record